Daucus carota subsp. sativus is the source of this 4397-nucleotide messenger RNA. RefSeq names its product nuclear pore complex protein NUP133. The coding region runs from base 241 to 4128 and encodes 1295 amino acids. Gene Ontology annotation, biological process: transcription-dependent tethering of RNA polymerase II gene DNA at nuclear periphery; poly(A)+ mRNA export from nucleus; protein import into nucleus. The transcript has 8 exons. Gene Ontology annotation, molecular function: structural constituent of nuclear pore; protein binding. The record is from RefSeq and is a predicted model, not a curated record. NCBI's taxonomy places the organism in Eukaryota, Viridiplantae, Streptophyta, Magnoliopsida, Apiales, Apiaceae. Gene Ontology annotation, cellular component: nuclear pore outer ring.
ACAAACUGCAGAGCGAACUCAAAAAUUCGAACUCACACUCCCACAUCCCUCCGAUUCAUCAAAACAACCAGCCGGCGACUCUCCCACUCUCCGGCCACCGCAUUCCUCCCCACUCGCCGCUUCUUCCACAAUCUCCUAAUCAACUCAUUUCACCACUCUCUCCAACUCAAAACACUAAAACCCCAAUUUCAAAACCCUAAAACCCCAAAACAACAAAAACCUAAAACCCUAACCUUCGGAAUGUUCUCUCCGGGCACAAAGAGAGCCAAGCCGCGCCCAACUACACAGCCACCCGAAGCUGCCUCGCCGCACACACCACACCACAUUGCUAACCGCCCUUCCACCGGCACUCCCGCCCCCUGGGCCUCCCGCCUCUCCGUCCUCGCCAGGAUUUCACCAGGGAAGAAAAGUGACAAGGAUGACGAGGAUCCAAAUAAGCCUGUAUAUGUUGGAGAGUUUCCUGAAGUAGUUCGCAAUGAGCAAGCUAAUCUAAUGCACAAGCAGUUGCAUGGUGAUGCAUUUAACUCUGGCGGGAUUGACAAGGCGACAUCCUUGGCAUGGAUUAUUUGUGGAAGCAAAAUUUUUAUAUGGGAGUACUUGGCGUCCGCUAAAUCUAGAAAAUGUGUCGUGCUUGAUAUUCCCUCAACUGUAUCAGAUAUUAGAGGUUCAAGCAUAAAUUCGAGACUUGGGAAUAACUGGUCACUUUGUAUUAUUAUUAGGGAUAGCAUGCAUAAGAGUAGAAGUAAAUCUCUAAAACAGUACAGCUCUGUUGGUGUUAUAUUGUGUCAUCUGAAAAGUCGAGCCGUAGUGUAUUGGGCAAACAUCUAUUCUGAAGGAACAACCUCUCCUGUCACAAGUAUUGACAAUACAGAAGCAAAUUUUUCGCCUGGUCAACAGAAAACGGGUUCAAACUAUUACAACUCUUUUAUUGCUUCUGCUGCCACUUAUCCAUCUAAUGUCUGUCUGGCUCUUGCUUGUAGCUCUAGUGGUGAUAUUUGCCAAUUCAUCUGUAGCCCUAAUGGUAUCGAGCGUAAGGUGGCUAUUCAUAAUGUCUUAGGGUUAUCCCUCCAAGGAAGUGAUAUCAACCAAGUCAACAGAAGUAAGGGAUAUCCGAGGUCAUUAACUUGGCACUUUGCUAAUCAUUCUUUGGAAGAAACCGAAAGACAAUUUCUUUUGUUGACAGACCAUGAGUUACAAUGUUUUACUGUCAACCUUAAUAAUUUUUAUGAAGUUUCAAAGCGCUGGUCGCAUGAAAUAAUUAGCCCUGAUGGUGAUCUAGGUAUUAAGAAGGGUCUGGCUGGUCAGAAGCGAAUUUGGCCUUUGGACCUGCAACUCGACAAUUCUGGAAAAAUAAUUACUGUUCUUAUUGCCACUUUCUGCAAGGAUCGGGUCACCAGUUCAAGUUUCAUAGAGUACUCUCUUCUGACCAUGCAAUAUAAAUCUGGGCCAAGAAUUUCGUCAGAAAGCACUGAGCAAACAGAUGAGAAUGUUUUGGAGAAAAAAGCUCCUCUUCAAGUAAUUAUACCAAAAGCAAGAGUGGAGGAUGAGGAUAUCUUAUUUUUAAUGAGAUUAAAGGUUGGUGGUAAACCGUCUGGGUCUGCAAUCAUACUUUCUGGUGACGGUACUUCUACAGUCUCACAUUACUGGAGAGAUUCCACACGGCUUUAUCAGUUUGAUCUACCCUAUGAUGCUGGGAAAGUUCUUGAUGCUUCAGUCUUGCCUUCAGAUGAUGGUGAUGACGGACCAUGGGUCGUUCUCACUCAGAAAGCUGGAUUAUGGGCAAUUCCUGAAAAGGCGGUUUUGCUUGGAGGUGUUGAACCGCCAGAGCGAAGUUUGUCACGGAAAGGAAGUUCUAAUGAAGGAUCUGCACAAGUGGAAAGGAGAAACUUUCCCUUUUCCGGUAAUAUUGUCCCCAGAAGGGCUACUUCUGAAGCAUGGGAUGCUGGAGACAAACAAAAAGCAGUGUUUACGGGGAUCACACAUAGAACUGCUCAAGAUGAGGAAUCAGAAGCUUUACUGAAUGUUCUUUUCAAUGAUUUUCUUUUAUCAGGUCAGGUUACUGGUGCAUUCGACAAGCUAAAUAGUUCCAGGGCAUUUGAAAGGGAUGGAGAAACAAGUGUUUUCACUAGGCUCAGCAAAUCAAUUGUUGACACCUUAGCCAAGCAUUGGACAACUACUAGAGGUGCUGAGUUCGUGGCUCUAUCUGUUGUUUCCAACCAACUCAUUGAUAAGCAGCAAAAGCAUCAGAAAUUUCUACAGUUCCUUGCAUUAUCAAAAUGCCACGAGGAACUGUGUUCUAAACAGAGACAAUCAUUGCAAUUUAUAAUGGAACAUGGUGAAAAACUUUCUGCUGUGAUUCAUCUGAAGGAGUUGCAGAACAACAUUAGCCACCGCUCAAGUGGACUUGGCGGUACUUACUCUACAAUGGAAAAUAAAGUUUCUGGUCCACUUUGGGAUCUGAUUCAGUUAGUUGGAGAGAAAUUGCGAAGGAAUACUGUCCUCCUGAUGGAUAGGGACAAUGCCGAAGUCUUUUACAGUAAAGUUUCUGAACUUGAAGAAGUAUAUAGUUGCUUAGAUAGACAUCUGGAGUUUAUAAUUACUGAGGAGAUGCAACUACCUGUUCAGUUCGAACGAGCUUGCGAAUUGUCAAAUGCGUGUGUACUCUUAGUUCGCACGGCAUUGAAUUACAGAAAUGAGUAUCACAUGUGGUAUCCAUCUCCUGAGGGUUUGACACCAUGGUAUUGUCGAACUGUUGUACGAAGUGGGCUUUGGAGCAUUGCAUCUUUCCUGCUUCAGAUCUCAAAUGAAUCAAAUCGCCUUGACAGGCCCAAAAGGUUGGAGUUUUAUAGUAACUUAGAAGUUCUGGCUGAAGUGCUACUUGAGGCAUAUUCUGGUGCGAUAACAGCAAAAAUCGAUCUGAAAGAAGACAACUUAGGUCUACUAAAUGAGUAUUGGAGUAGAAGAGACACACUUUUUAGCUCACUUUAUCGGCAAGCAAAAAGUUUUGUUGAACCCAGUUACCAGGAUUUGAGUGAAGGAGAUGAAGAGCAGGGUGAGGAGAUAUUCAGACAGCUGUCUUCUCGUUUAUUGUCAAUUGCUAACCGCCAUGAGGGUUAUCAAACACUGUGGACUAUAUGUUGUGAUCUCAAUGAUUCAGACCUUCUUAGAAGUUAUAUGCAUGAGAGCAUGGGGCCAAAGGGAGGGUUUAGCUACUAUGUUUUUGAGCAACUGUACAAUAAUAAACAAUUUUCCAAGCUAAUUAAACUUGGGGAAGAGUUUCCAGAAGAGUUGCUUACUUUCCUAAAGCUUCAUAAUGACCUCCUCUGGCUUCAUCAGUUGUUCGUUCAUCAAUUUUCCGCUGCCUCUGAAACUCUCCAUAAACUGGCUUUUUCUCAAAAUGCUGGCUUUAGUCCAGAAAGUGAGGUGCUUGAAUCUCAUCAUCCAGUUAUAGAACCUACACUGGCAGACAGGAAACGUUUUCUGAAUCUAUCAAAGAUAGCUGCAUUGGCAGGUAAGUCUGCUGAUUAUGACACAAAGUUAAAGCGGAUUGAAGCUGAUUUGAAGCUUCUGAAAUUGCAGGAAGAAAUAUUAAAACUCCUUCCUGAGAAUGAAGAAACACGGAAGAUUGGAGAGCGGCUUCUUCCUUCACUUGAGCUUAUUCAAUUGUGCCUUGGAAGUCAGCAUCGAGAACUUUCUAUUUGGGCUUUUGAUGUUUUUGCUUGGUCUACAUCAUUUUUCAUUAAAUCCAACGCAAGCCUACUGGAGGAGUGCUGGAGGAAUGCUGCUAAUGAGGAUGAAUGGGGGGAAAUUUAUCAAACUUCUAUGAGUGAAGGCUGGAGUGAGGAAGAAACCCACGAGUAUCUUAAAGAAACUAUCCUUUUCCAAGCUUCUCGGAGGUGCUAUGGACCCAAUGCAGCAACUUUUGAAGGAGGUUUCGAGGAAGUGCUUCCUCUGAGACAAGAGAAUACUGAUUCUUUUUCUUUAAAAGAAACAGGUUCUGUUGAAGCAAUCCUUAUGCAGCACAAGGAUUUUCCUGAAGCAGGGAAGUUGAUGCUGACUGCUAUCAUGCUGGGAACUUUUCAUGCUGAUUUGACGGUGGAAGGGAGUCCUUCUCCAAUGGAGGGAUAGUGAACAGUAAUGAUUAAUAUUUUUGUAAUUUUGUUUAAAUGAAUUACGGUAAUGCCUAUUGUUGUAACUACAGUGACUUGCAAUCAUGAGUUGAGUUUCGAAGAACAAGAUCUCAAAGAUUCAGCCUGUAUUUAUCAUACUAUUCUGGGGGUAGUCAAAGUUAUAUCUAAGUUGUGUACAUGAUGAAAGAAUUCAUAUUCAUUUUGUUAUAUAUUUUUAACUAUUUUUAAGUUACAAUUAUGACGUAAUUUAAAAGAUUUUUCUUUCUA